Molecule: messenger RNA, 1247 nt
Organism: Castor canadensis (American beaver)
Lineage: Eukaryota; Metazoa; Chordata; Mammalia; Rodentia; Castoridae
Source: RefSeq, a predicted model, not a curated record
AUGCAACUAUUGAUUACCCCUACUGCACCUGAAGUGUGUGGUAGCGAGAAGCGAAAAUGGCGCGCGAGAAGGUGGCGAGAGGAGCCGGGCCCGCGGUGGGCAGGUGUGAGAGCCGGGCUGGCCCGGCGCAGCACAGCGGAGCAGAGCGCGCGGGCGAGAGCCGCCUCUGAGUCAGGAAGCCGGCGUCCGCACAGACCCGGCCGCGCAGGGGGCGGAGCCUCCGACACGCCGCGGCGGCUUGCGGCCGGGAGGGGCGGCGGCAACGGAGGCGGCCGCGGGGGAGGGGCACGGCGUCGGCGCGUCGCCGGCUGGGCCGCGCCGGUGGCCAGGAGGAGAGACAAGGAGGAGGAGGAGGAGGAGGUGCGUUUGCAUCAGACAUAUGCAAAAAGACCAUCAGUCUGUGGGGGUCAUCAGGUUGUGCUUCAAGAAAACUACUGGGAAGAACAAAUUUUCCUUUGCCACAAAAGUUGCAAUAGAAGUCUGAGUGGGCCAAUGAGUGUUCUCAUCAUUGAGGCAUUCUAUGGAGGCUCCCAUAAACAGCUGGUGGAUUUGCUCCAAGAAGAGUUAGAAGACUGUGUCCUUUAUACCCUUCCAGCAAAGAAAUGGCAUUGGAGAGCGCGGACAGCAGCUUUAUAUUUCUGUCAGAACGUUCCCAGAAGUGAGCAUUACAGGUAAUCAGAGUUCAGGAUGCACUGUCUGCUUGUUUUUUAACAUAUCUGUUGUCAGGAUAUUGCUUCUCUAUUGACAUCUUCAAGAAUUUUUCCAACUAUGGAAUUGUUUGGAGAUUGCAGUGGAUAUUUCUUUAAAGACAGGAGAACAGUGGAGUGUACUUGCACUAUGAGGACACCUGGCCCAUAGAAAAGUGGCCUUAUUUUAGACCCUAUGGUCUUUGCUCAUUUGUCUUGUGAUUUUAUUCUGUGCAUGUAUGUUGCUGUGGGUGACUUUCUUUUGACCUGAGAUGAGAGUUGAUCUUUGGUAAGUUUUUUUUUUUAAAUUUAAAGUUUUAGUUCUCUAACUUCCAGUGCUUUGUAUAGUAGAACACUGUUGUAGUUUUCUUCAUAGUAUCUGCUUGUGCUAGAAUUGAGAAGAUGGAUAUAACCAGUGCCUUUAAAGACUGUUGAGAUAGAGUUAGAUGUAGCAGUGCAAGGGCAACUAGAGUAUGAAAGAUGGAGAAACUGACUGACAUUAACAAACUGAAGGUGACAUUAUAGAGCUGGUAACACUUUAACAAAUUCCCUUCCUUCCUU